Erpetoichthys calabaricus (reedfish) is the source of this 2697-nucleotide messenger RNA. It is a transcript of the gene trmt2a, whose product is annotated as tRNA methyltransferase 2 homolog A. Gene Ontology annotation, molecular function: RNA binding; RNA methyltransferase activity. Lineage: Eukaryota; Metazoa; Chordata; Cladistia; Polypteriformes; Polypteridae. The coding region runs from base 354 to 2249 and encodes 631 amino acids. The record is from RefSeq and is a predicted model, not a curated record. The transcript has 12 exons. Gene Ontology annotation, biological process: RNA processing.
UAAAUAAAAUUAAGCUUUUGCAGUGAACAGGAUAAUAAACCAUCAAUGUAUCGUUUUCUGAUUGUUGUAAAAUAUCGUGUCAGUUCAUUUUUGGAUACAAAUCAUACUUAAAAUCUUAGACGCACGAUGAAUUUCUAUAUUGAGUUCAGCUUUAUAAUACAGUAUACGAUAUCAGCGACCAGAUUCCAACAUUGACGACCUUCUUCCCAGCAACCCUAGCGCUCCUGCUUGGCGAACGAAACGCGAGCUGCGCCCUCACCAUCAUGGCAGGUCCCACGUGGGUAUGUUCUUAAUGUAGAAGCACAUACCCGCCAACCGAGUGGAGUUUUGCUUAGAAGUACUGUAUAUUCAAAAUGACCGAUGCUGCAGAUUGUGGUAACAUUCCCGUAACUAUUGAAAGUGAAAAGACUGCUCCUCAGGGAGAGGCAGAGAAGCAAGAUGAACGCUGUAACCCAGAAUCGCCAAAGGAAGAGAAUGAGUCCAACCCCAAUGUUUAUCGCUACAUAAAGGAUGAUCUUUUCACCUCUGAAAUUUACAAGGUUGAGAUACAGAACUUGCCAAAGUUCAUUGGCUUCAAUGAUUUGAAAAAAUUUUUGGGCAAGCAUGGUGUUAACCCUCACAAAAUCAAGCUCUUUGGAAAACAGACAUUUGCCUUUGUGACUUUUAGGAAUGUGGAGGAAAGAGACAAAGCCAUGAAAGCUGUUCACGGCAUGAUGUGGAAGGGCCGGGCUCUGAACGUUCGACUAGCCAAGCCCAAAGUGGAUCCCUUCCUCCGAAAGAGGAAACUUGAGGGAGGGAUUGAGGAGGGCCCCCCCGUCAACAAAAAACUUGUAGUGUCUGACGGCCAGCAGGAGGCGCCUCCCAGCAGGCAGAUUGCAGAUGUGGUGACCCCUCUGUGGAACGUAACUUAUGAAGAGCAACUGAAACUGAAGCAGCAAGAGGUUGAAGGGGUGCUGCAGAAAUUGACUAAGGAAAUUGGCAAUAACAAUAAAGCCAUGCUGCCGUGGCUGUUCAGUCAGAAGCAGAAGUACAACAAUCUGUGUUGCCUGCUAGAAGACAUCAGACCUUCACCUGUUCAGACAGAGUAUCGGAAUAAGUGUGAAUUCCUGAUUGGCGUGGGAGCCAAUGGAGAAGACAAAACAGUAGGCUUUCGCCUUGGCAAGUACAAAGGAGGAACAUGCGCGGUGGUUGAGCCUUCUGACACCAUUCACGUUCCCGUUUCCACAAAAAGAGUGGUGGCUGCAUUUCAGGACUACAUCAGGACGACUCCAUUUGCAGUUUACAGCCCAGAAACAUAUGAAGGCCACUGGAGACAACUGACAGUACGCAUCACCAAGAUGGGUCAGAUCAUGGCUAUUGUGUAUUUUCAUCCACAGAAACUGAAGGAUGAGGAGCUCAGUGGUUUGAAAGUGUCUUUGGCCCAGUAUUUCACAGAUGGUGCUGGAAAAGAAUGUGGCGUGACAUCUCUCUAUUUUGUAAAAGAAGGUCAAAGGCGGUCCCCAAACCUGGAAGAUCUCCCCUUGGAUCAUGUAACUGGCGACAAGUGGAUUCAUGAGGAGCUUCUGGGCUUGAAAUUCAGGAUCUCUCCUAAUUCCUUCUUUCAGGUGAACACCCUGGCAACAGAAGUCUUGUACUCCACCGUGAAGGAGUGGGCACAUCUUGGCCCAGAAUCUACUGUACUGGAUGUGUGCUGUGGGACAGGCACCAUUGGCAUCUGUUUGGCGAAGGCUGUAAAGAAAGUUGUGGGAAUUGAGCUGUGCCAAGAAGCUGUACAAGAUGCCCGCAUAAAUGCCGAACUUAACGGUCUGACCAAUAUAGAGUUCCACUGUGGCAAAGCAGAAGACUUGUUCCCAGCGCUCAUCAACAGCAUCUUGUCACCUAAUGUCCUUGCAAUUGUGGACCCUCCACGAGCUGGCCUGCAUUCCAAAGUGAUCCUUGCCAUCAGGCGGGCUGAGCAUCUGAAGAGGCUGAUUUAUGUAGCCUGCAAUGCCAAAGCUGCAAUGAACAACUUUAUCGACCUUUGCCGCUCACCAUCCAACCGAGUCAAGGGCAGUCCAUUUCGGCCCAUUAAGGCACUGCCCGUUGAUCUCUUCCCUCACACCCUGUACUGUGAGCUUUUAAUCCUCUUUGAGAGGGUGGAGUACAGCGGUGGGGAGAGACACAGCAAGAACACGGAAGGCACUUCAAACGUGUCCAAUUCAGAAGGCAAGGAGCAGCAAAUCGAGCCAGCCGAGCCAAGUGCAUCGUAGAGAAGGUGCCUUUCACAUUGCAGCUUGAGAUGUAACCUCUUACAAAUCUGGAGGACUUUCACAGAGAAAUAUGAAUGGACAAAAUACUUGGUGGUGCUCGACUCGCUUUGACUACAAGUCUGCAUUUUCAAAUGGCAGAUUAGCAGCUGUGCUUUGCAGUUAGGUGCCUUGUUCAGUGGCGUUUGUCCUCCUUUGCGUUUUAAUAUGACCGUCCAAGAAAAAUCUUCAUUAAAGAAGGAAGGACUGGACACUUAAAAUUCAUUAGUACCUUAUAAACAGAGGUGGUCCAAAAAACAUUUUUUCCCCCCCCCCAUGGGAUGGCAAAGUUUUUGAUAUUUCCAUAAAUAUCAGGAUUAAAUACAAGGUGGAUUAGAUCAUGGAAGAGACUUACACAAAGGCUGUAUCAACUUCAAGCAUUGAAAUAAAGCAGCCCAGUCCUUGCAAGUGA